Messenger RNA from Trichophyton rubrum CBS 118892, 2666 nucleotides. RefSeq lists its product as uncharacterized. The record is from RefSeq and is a predicted model, not a curated record. The coding region runs from base 695 to 1342 and encodes 215 amino acids. Lineage: Eukaryota; Fungi; Ascomycota; Eurotiomycetes; Onygenales; Arthrodermataceae. The transcript has 3 exons.
GGCGAAUUGAAUAUUGACAUCGGCGCCCUUCGCACUAGUUGACCAGGGUAAGACCUAGACCGAAUCAGUGAGACCACUUAAUGCAGUCAUACACGGGAACUAUUUUGAAAUCGUUAUCAUCUGACUAGUGUUGAAAAAUCGUUUCAUGGAAUUGCGAAAUCCACAGGAAUAGAAGGAUUUCAUCUUCAAGGAAGUUUUGCUCGGUCAAUAGAGUGUAUACACCGCCAUGCUCCUCUUCCUUGGCUGGCUACCUCGUACAGGGACAGUAACAACUGCUCAGAGGAAGCGUUUCGUCCCAUACUUGAGCCCCCGAAGUUGUUGGUCGUUGCUCUGGUUGGUUGCCAGAAGAUCAAGCCUCGGGCCUAGUUACUACCACGUGAUCUAGCUACACGUGAUGAAUAUUAUGUCAUCAUAUUUUCUAACCUCCAAGUUGAUGAACUACGUCCAGGUUGCGGUCGACGGUGAAGCAGCAGCCUCGAAAGCAACGGCAAUUGGCCCCUCCUCGACGAAACCAGAGGCUACUCUGUUAUUAUUUGUGAUAAUUGAAAUCCUGCUGAUUUCUUGUGGCCCUUUUCUGGGAUCCGUGACGCAUACAAGGUGAGCAUAUUCCUACCAUGGAAAAUUACAACACGGCCACUUCUCGAGAAUUGUCUAGUUUGCGCAAAUUGGGAUCGAAUACUGACCUCCAAAAGCCAUGGGAGCAGGCACUUCGAAACCGGCGGACUCGGAGAAAGGGGGGAAGCAUGUGUUUAGCAGUAACUCACCUGUUCAAUUCUCCCAAGUCCUUGUCGAGUCGCUGCAAUCAAGCUCAGAGACCGAUGCUUCGCGCUCCCAAUCGCUAGAGCUUCAUAUCCAAGCCCGUGUUGCCGAGGAGCUGAACCGCAUCCGUGAGCGUGAGACACAAACUCUCGCCGAUAUCGAAAAGAGAAUAGCAGCUUCAUAUCCAUCUGAGGGACCCGCAACAGCCAAAAGCAACAUUUCUACUCUUGCUAGCCAGCCACUAUCCCUCGAGUCUCCUCGAGUCCCAUUUGCCGGCACCGAAUUCGACCGUGUUCCGGCCACCUCUGCGCCUGCGGAAAGCAGUGAUGAAGCUGCUGCAAUUAAUCCCAAGAUGAUAAGCAGCGGAAGGGUUGCUAAGGAAAUUGAGGCAUUGCGAGAAUCACUGGCCUCCAGGCCUACGAUCCGAAAACUUGACCCCGAACUUGAAACUGCAAGGGAGGGAGUUGUGAAAUGCCUGCGUGAUAACCAGAAGCGACCGUUAGACUGCUGGCAAGAGGUGGAUACUUUCAAGCGCGAAGUUGCAAGGCUAGAAAAGGAAUGGGUCCAAAAAAUGAUAAGCUGAGAGAGCCUGGUAUGAGCCAACAAUUUGGGUAGAGUAUCUGAGCCUUGAGGAAGAAAAACUAUAUUGUAACGCCAUCAUUAGACAGUUUCUUAGCAUGUGUACCAUAGCAACAGUAGGUGGAAAUGGGAGAAGUGCAUAAUCUACUGCGUUGCCUCUUGAUAUAUAGCUACGAUGCAGCGAGCGUAAUGCAGUUCUGAUAUAUGUACCCAGUACGUUCAGGCAACCUCCCACCGUCCUAGUCUUCCAACACUCUCCCCAGCAGCUCUAAUAAUACAUAUGUUCAUGAGCCUACCUUCUUGGUGGUCUUUAUCAGUUGAGGGAACACUAGACUCAUCUAGGGUUCUGUGAGAAAUUAUCCUAUUGACCAAUAUGGCACCAAUACCCGUUCCCUUUCCUGCGGCAAGAUUAAAAUUGCCCGAGGUCACAAAGCCCAGCAAGUCCUCUUCCUGUGGAAUUGGUAAAUGUGCUUGUUCCUCAGAGUUGUUCCUUGUCCUCCUUAAUGGUUUCUCUGAUUGAUUUAAGAGGGAAAGCCAUUUUGAUCGAAGCUCUAGAUCUGAGGUUGGGAGACGGUAUAUUCGCGAACGUCGCAUAGGAGUCCCUCGAUUCAAGAGAGUGAUGGAAACAGUUGCAAGUGCAGGCUUCUGAUAGAGAGAUUCCAUUGAGGCAGGAAGCUGGUUUGAUUUUUGCAAGUUCGAUAUUAUGGCAGAAACAGUCAAGGGGUCAAGUUGGAUGAGAUCUGGAGGCAUAAUCAGAUCCGCUUCAACUGUUUUUGAUCUACCUGGUUGGUUAUGUCUCUCUCCUGGCGCAGUCAUUGAGGCAGGCCCUGAGAGUAGGCGUUCCCAGUCGCAAGCCCAACCUUGACCAAUUUCACCACCUUUCCCAGUCCCAAGAUCAACGCUGCUAUAUUCCACUCGCUUUGCUUUGGGCUUACGCUCCCAGGCUUCCCUCUCUCUUUUUCUCUCACGGAUCUCCCAUUCCCACCCAGCUCUGGUUCCAGGGAAGUCACCUGGAAACCACGGUUUCUUUGACUCAAAUGCAAGCUGUUGCUGUUCCUGUAUUCCGCCAAACCGGGGAUUUCCUCCGGAAGAAAGGGGGUAGUAGAGCAGGUAAUACCAAACUGGAGUCACGCACUUCCAUGGUAGUAAAACUGUCCAGGAGCCUUGUGAGUUGAAAUUCUUUGAGGUAUUAUUAGACGCAAUGAGGAUUAUGGGAAUGUUUGGGUCAGUUGAUUUCGGGGGAACAUUUUCUCCUGGGCUAGCUUCGGAUUUUCUUCUAUUAAUUGCCUUUUGCGACGGUAGCUGCCAACAAGCCUUGCGUCUGGCAG